Messenger RNA from Chroicocephalus ridibundus (black-headed gull), 2971 nucleotides. It is a transcript of the gene LPAR5, whose product is annotated as lysophosphatidic acid receptor 5. The record is from RefSeq and is a predicted model, not a curated record. The transcript has 3 exons. The coding region runs from base 1739 to 2851 and encodes 370 amino acids. Gene Ontology annotation, biological process: G protein-coupled receptor signaling pathway; behavioral response to pain. Gene Ontology annotation, molecular function: G protein-coupled receptor activity. Gene Ontology annotation, cellular component: membrane. Lineage: Eukaryota; Metazoa; Chordata; Aves; Charadriiformes; Laridae.
AUGAGCAAGUAUUUGGCACUAUGACCCAGGGCAGGUCUCCUCAAUUGCAAGGACACCUGGGUGUUUCUUCUUUCACGAUUGUGUUUGCUUUCAUAAGAUGUGUUUUAACUUAUCAGCUUUGGAUAGCAAAGUUCAUGGUUUGCGGCCAGCCAGAAGUGCGUCAGGAAGUGAGAAAGGAGGAGGGAUGAACUGCAGCAUGACAGACAUAGAACCAGCCAUGGCACGGCAGGAGACAGCUGUGAUUUUGAUGUGCAAUUAGCCAAAGACCCCAGCUGGCUCUGUUUUGAUUCAAGGUGCUCGCAGUUUUGGUGCCCGGGAUUGAGACCUCUUCAGCAACAGUGACCGCCAGCCAGCAAGCCUGCGCGUGCCCUUGGCUCUUCACCAGCAGAGAGGCCCCUUUUAGGUACUGGAAGGCUGCUAUAAGGUCUCCCUGGAGCCUUCUCUUCUCCAGGCUGAACAAGCCCAACACUCAGCCUGUCUUCAUAGGAGAGGUGCUUCAGCCCUCGGAUCAUCUUCAUGGCCUCUGGACUCACUCCAACAGGUCCAUGUCCUUCUUGUGAUGAGGACUCCAGAGCUGGAUGCAGUACCCCAGGUGGGGUCUCACAAGAGCGGAGUAGAGGGGGAGAAUCACCUUCUUCGACCUGCUGGCCAUGCUGCUUUUGAUGCAGCCCAGGAUGUGGUUGGCUUUCUGGGCUGCAAGUGCACGUUUCUGUGUCAGGUCGAGCUUCUCAUCAAGAAACAUCGCCAAGUCCUUCUCCUCAGGACUGCUCUCCAUUCUCCGCCUAGCCUGUAUCUGUGUUUGGGAUUGCCCUGAUCCAGUUGCAGGACCUUGCAUUUGGCCUCAUUGAACUUCAUGAGAUUCACACAGGCCCACCUCUCAAGCCUGCCCAGGUCCCUCUGGAUGGCAUCCCUUCCCUCCAGCAUGUCAAGUGUGCCACACAGUUUGGUGUCAUCAGCAAUCUUGCUGAGGGUGCACUUAAUCCCAGUGUCCAUGUCACUGACAAAGAUAUUAGUGCCAGUCCCAAUGCCGACCCCUGAGGAACACAACUCAUCACUGGUCUCCAUUUGGAUAUUGAGCCAUUGAUCACAACUCUUUCAGUGCAACCAUCCAUCCAAUUCCUUAUCCACCAAGUGGUCCAUCCAUCAAAUCUGUGUCUCUCAAAUUUAGAGACAAGGAUGUCGUGCAGGACAGCGACAAAUGCUUUGCACGAGUCCAGGGUGAUGAUGUCAGUUGCUCUUCCCUUAUCCACCAAUGCUGUAAUGCCAUCAUAGAAGGCAUUACAAAUGUGUCAGACACAAUUUUCCCUUAGUGAAGCCCUGUUGGCUGUCACCGAUCACCUCCUUAUUUUCCAUGUGCUUUAGCAUAGUUUCCAGGAGGAUCUCCUUCAUGAUCUUGCCAGGCACAAAGGAAUCGUGCUGACAUUGAACAACUGGCAAUGACCCUCCAUCACAUCAGCAUCCCCAUAUGAACUGGAAGGAAUUGCUGAACUAGAGGCAGAAGCUGGCUCUAGGUGACUUCGUUACCAUCCCUGACAGAUGACCAGUGACCAGCAAUCCAAAGCAGCACCCGUCAAGAGAGAGGUGUGCCCAUCUAUCUCCCAGAUGCAGAUGAGGGGAAUGACCUGCCUGUGGCAUUCCUAGAGGGAAAUGACUUCUCCCAGUGUUUUUCUUUGUGCCUCCUAAGCCCACCAGCAGGCUCAGCCAUCACAGCGAGACUCUUCCCUCAUCCCCGCUGGGCAUGUCAGCUUCUAACGCGUCUCAGACAUGCAAGGAUUACAGCUUCAACCACCACCUCCUCCUGCCUGGCUACAUCCUGAUAUUCGUUACAGGUCUGCUGCUGAACAUGAUGGCCCUAUGGAUAUUCAUCCGCUACCUGCGCCUGAAGUCUGUGGUGAUGAUCUACAUGUUCAACCUGGCCGUGAGCGACCUCACCUUCACGCUCCCACUGCCGCUGCGACUCUACUACUACUCCAACCACCACUGGCCCUUUGGUAACACCCUGUGCCAGGUCUCUGGCUCUGUCUUCCAGAUCAACAUGUAUGGUAGUUGCCUCUUCCUCCUGUGCAUCAAUCUGGACCGCUAUGUUGCCAUUGUCCACCCACUUCGCUGGCGGCAUCUGCGGCGCCCCAAGGUGGCUAAGCUCCUUUGUCUGUUCGUCUGGGUUGUGAUCUUCAUGGGCUCCAUCCCCACAGCCAUAGUCCACAAGCAAAACCACUGUAAUGUACUGAACCAGACCGUUUAUCUGUGCUUUGAAAGCUUCAGUGACAACAUGUGGCAGAAGAACCUCUUCCCCCUAGUAGUCCUGGCUGAAAUCUUGGGGUUUCUCCUGCCCCUCAGCGCUGUAACAUACUGCUCGAUUCGGAUCUUUCAGGAGCUCUGCAAGGACGGCCAGACGAAGACCCUGCGACAGCAGAAGACAGUCCGUCUCCUCUUGGUCAAUCUGGUCAUCUUCAUCAUCUGCUUUGUGCCCUAUAACACUACCCUGGCAGUUUAUGGGAUGAUAAAGGCCCAGGUGAUUAAAGUUCAGGAAGAAACACGGACCUCUGUGCGCCACGUGCUAAUUAUGACAAUGCUGUUGGCCAGCAUGAACUGCAUGCUGGACCCCUUGAUCUACUACUUUAGUACUGAGGGUUUCCGUAACACCUUUAAGAAACUGCGGUGGGGACAAGCCUGGGACUCAGAUAUAGGGACACUUAAGAAUCAGGUUGUGGACAAUAAGUCAAUCCGAGACCGCGCUGUCUCAAAAGUAAAGAAGUUCCCAGCUGAAAACUUUAUCCAUCCCAGUGAAUCUUUGCCAUCGCUUCCUACUGCAGUAUUUUUGAAUGGCCCUAUUGAGGACUCGGAAAUAUAACCACAGAAAGGUUAUACCAUUGCUGAGUCACCCGUUCAAUAAUGACAGCAAGACUGUGGGAAACAGCACAGGGUAACUUAGCAAACUCUUUGAGGGAGCCCAGCAGACUGUAUGUGGGUG